Molecule: messenger RNA, 2273 nt
Organism: Chelonus insularis
Lineage: Eukaryota; Metazoa; Arthropoda; Insecta; Hymenoptera; Braconidae
Gene: Mad1
Product: Mitotic arrest-deficient 1
Exons: 7
Coding region: 153-2177 (674 amino acids)
Biological process (GO): attachment of mitotic spindle microtubules to kinetochore; mitotic spindle assembly checkpoint signaling
Cellular component (GO): mitotic spindle; nuclear envelope; kinetochore
Source: RefSeq, a predicted model, not a curated record
UCUCCCGCCUCCUAAUAAAAUUUUAUGGGGACGUGAUAUUAGAUACCAAAUCGAGACCACUCUUUUCUUGGUUCUACUGUAUCUAGAUCAACUUGAAAUCGAACGUUUUUUAUCGUUUUAUUAUAAUAUAAAUGUAAUUCUCCAAUACAGCAAUGAGCAAUGAAGAUCCAACUACAGUUUUAAAAAUGUUAAAUGAAUUAAAAUCGAGCACUAAUAGUCACCUUUGUUACAACAGUCUUCCUUCACAGUAUUCUAGAACAAAAGUAUCUUCACCCAUUUCAUUUAUGGAAGAUAAAAAUACUCCACCGAAACGAAAGAAAGUAGACAGUAUUGAUGAAAAAAUGAGUUUUAUCGACUCUGAAUCUGCACCCGGAAGUCCAUGGGAAUGGAGACGUUUGAGAGGCGAAGUCGUUUCACUGAAAACUCAAUUGUUACAUCAAGAAGCUAACGUACAACAAUUACAUCAUCUAAGGAGACAAAUGGAAGAAGUUUUUCAAAAAGAAAAAAAUUUAUUAGAAAUGCGAGCUGAAUUAGACAAACAAGCAAUUAAGCAAUUAGAAUUACGCCUCGAGUCCACAAGAAAAUGCGUUCAAGAAGCUCAAACAGCUCAAGCAAUAGCUGAAAAUGAAAGAUCCUUGAUACAACAAAAAUUAGAAAACGAAAUCAGUUCAUUAAAACGAGAAAAAGAAAAGCUUUUGGAGAAUAUUAAAAAACUAAAUGAACCGAAAUCUUGUACAUCGUCAAGUAUACCUCAAGGAGAUAUUUCUAGUUAUAAUAUUCAGUUAGAAUUAGCUCGAAAACGAAUUCAAAAUUUAGAGCAAAAAUUUAGAGAGUCUCAUAAACUUCAACAAGAAUUAGAAUUGCAGAAAGUUGAAAAUCAAAAUUUGAAACUUGAAAUAGAAACACUCAAAUCCGAACGUGAUUUAUGGCAAGAAAAGAAAUUAUUAUAUUCUGAAACUUCACGUGCCAAUGAUUUAGAAAAAGAUUUGAAUACAGCUAAAGAAACAAUAGAAUCAAUGCGUGAAUCAAUUAAAGGAAAAUUACUUCUUGAAGAACAAAUGUCAAACAUAAAACAAAGGUUAGAGCAUACAGAACAAAUUGAACAACGUUUAGCAUUUUUAGAAGUAGAAUAUAAUCAAUUAUCGAAAAUAUUGAAUGAAUAUAAUUCCAUAAAUAUUGCAAAUGGGCCAGUUACACUGAAAAAAGAAAUUCAUCGAUUACAACAAGCCGAAAUUGUUCUUACUGCUGAAGAAGGUCUACUACGUUCGCAGUUAGAGUCUAUGCAACGUGAAUAUCAAGCAUUAUGCCAAAAUUUUGAAGCAACGAAAAUAAAUGCAGCUCAAAUAGAAUCUUCAAAUGAAAAAUUGAAUGUUCUUAUAAAUAGAUUGCAGAAAAAAAUUAUAUUAAUCACGAAGGAGCGUGACAAUUAUCGACAACAAGUAGAAAUGUAUGAAAAAGAAAUAGCUAUUGACAGUAACAAUAUCUUACAAGGGCGCGUCAUAGCUUUAGAACGAGCACUUGAAGGUUAUAGAGAUUUGGUAUCGAAACUCGAAGCGGAUUUAGAUACUUAUGGUACAGUAACAUCACGAGAAGAAUGUCAACAGUUACGUGAAGAAAUAGAAAUAUUACGAAGAGAAUUGGAACACCGAGUAUUGAAGGGCGAUUUCAAUUGUAAAUCCAGAGUUUUACAUUUAAAACAUAAUCCGGCUGCUUUAGCAAACCAGCAAGCUCAAGAAAAAAUGCACAAACUUCAACAAGAAAUUGAAAAACUUCGUCAAUAUGUUCAAUCAGAAAAUUUGGGGCCUAUCAACGUGACAUCUCAAUGUCAGGAAGUUUCUGAAGUUAAACAAAUUUAUGAUAUCAAGAUUACUCGACUGAAAGAUGCGUUUAAAACGUCAUCUCAAGAAUACCGCCAAGCAUGCUACCAGUUAUUUGGUUGGAGAGUAGACCGAACUAAAGAAGGACGAUAUAAAUUAUCAAGUCAGUAUGCGGAGUCACCAGAUGAUUUCUUAUUUUUUCAAGUAGCUGAAGGUGUAGAUUUACUUGAAACAGAAUUUUCUGCAACUUUGGAACCACUUAUUGAUCGUCAUCUGAAAACACAACAUAGCGUUCCAAUGUUUUUGUGUGCAGUUCAAACAGAAUUAUUUUCACAACAAACAAUGACAAGUUUAAAAUAAUCAAUACGUAAAAUUUGUAAUUACUCCUUGAAAGCUCAUACAUUUUGUUUGCUUGUUCUUUUUUUUCUUUAAAUAUAAUAAAAAUAAUAAAAAAUU